Molecule: messenger RNA, 5973 nt
Organism: Pleuronectes platessa (European plaice)
Lineage: Eukaryota; Metazoa; Chordata; Actinopteri; Pleuronectiformes; Pleuronectidae
Gene: tgfbr2l
Product: transforming growth factor beta receptor-like
Exons: 7
Coding region: 3493-5301 (602 amino acids)
Biological process (GO): heart development; protein phosphorylation; transforming growth factor beta receptor signaling pathway
Cellular component (GO): plasma membrane; signaling receptor complex
Molecular function (GO): transforming growth factor beta receptor activity, type II; type I transforming growth factor beta receptor binding; activin binding
Source: RefSeq, a predicted model, not a curated record
UGAACCCUGAGCAGCCGUUCCAGAUGUUAACACCUCAGCUCUAAGAGGAUUCUUGGAUUAACUCAGCCAAGGUCAAAGGUCACAGUGACAGAAACGGCUCUGAUUGGUGAUUUUUGGUUCGUGAGACUUUUUGGUCCCAUUUAUUUAAAGUUUGUUUUCAUUCUUCUGUGAACGUUUAAAGAAAAGAAAGAAGAAGUUUCUCAGAAUCUCAAGUUUGAAAUGUUCCUUGAGAAUCGAGCCUUUAAUGAAAUGAGAGUUCUCCUCCUGUUUUGAAAUCUAACGCCUGUUAAAGUGGCGGUGGGCGGUGCUAAACCACAUCUGGAUGAAAAACAUCUGGACCCUCUGAGCUCGGGACCGACCGACUCACCGACUCGCGGACUGACCGAGACCCAGCGUCCUUCUCCGGCUCGCUCUGCCCGCUGACGAUGGCUCGGUGCCGGACGUUCUGGACCGGGAUCCUCGUCCUCAUGACCGCCAGUGAGUGCGACCCGAUCUCCGGGCUUUUUCUGUCUCUGCUCCCCGGAGCUGUUCGGAGGGGCCGGGGCCGAGGGGAGGAGGGAUGGAGCGGGGGAGAGAUCCGCUAUUUAGAUCCUUCAUGUCACUACAACAGGCAGUAACUGUACUGCAAUACAAGUAAUACUACUGCGAUACAAGUAAUACUGCUAUGAUACAAGUAACAAUACUGUGAUACAAUAAUUACUAUUUGUUUGUUUGUUUUGUUUGUUUAUUUCUGAGUAGAAACAGAACCAGAACAUUUAAAUGCUGCUCGCCAAAUUAAAUAUUUAACUAUUUAAGCAUCAAUGAUCAGUGUGUGUCGGUUCAGUAGAGUAGGUUCAAUUGUUCAUGUUUACAGUAGUAUUAUGAUUAUUACGAUUAUUAUGAUUGUUAUGAUUAUGAUCAUAAGCGGAUCCAGGAUGAAGAACUCAGGUCAACAGAAUGUGUGAACUCUUCAGAAUGAUGGAGCCCAGUGGACUCAGAUCUUUGUCUGUGUCCAGCUCGGACUCGAUGAACUUCAUGGAGACCAACGUAGUAUUUUAAGGUUCUGAUGAAGUUUCUGUGGAUGAAUAUUAAUCAGCUGCUUUGACCUCCUGUUGUUCAUGAACUGACAGAGAGAGAAAAGAAGAUUAUCUCACAUCCAACAAAGAGCGAGUGCGUCUGAGUCGUCUUUGUAAAUAGCUACACACACACACAAACACACACACACACACACAGACACACACACACAGGCGUCUUGGCGUUGUCUCGAGAUGUUGGAGAGGACAGAGACUGGCACUGAAAGAGUGUGUUGUGUUUAUGUGUGAGACUUUCAUUUGUGCAAGCGACGACAGUGAUGUGACGUGGCCUCACACACACACACACACACAGACACACACACACACACACACACACACACACACACACACACACACACACACACACACAGACCAAACUCUAUUCAUCAACACAGCUGAGGAUGUGGUUCCAUAUAUAAAAGGCAUCAGUUCUUUAUACGACACUUUCUACUCAGGACUGUUUGUCAUUUAUGUCAAUAAGUGAUUUUUAAAUCUCAGCAGCAGCAGAUGGUUCUGGACAUGUUGUGUAGUUAGUGUGUGUGAAGCAGCAGCAGGUUGUCAGGAACAUGUGGGAACAUAGGCGGAGCCUGGGUAGAGGGGCGGAGCCUGUAGAGCAGCAGGAGGCGGGACAUGACGUAUAAACUCUGCUCUGGAAAGAUCAGUGUUGCUGUUUACAACAACACGGCUCCUCUUCUUCAUCCUGAGAUGUUUGUGUUCUUCAGUUUCACGUCACGUGUUAGAAACCUCAUCAACACGUCCACUCGCUCUCUGGGAAGCUUCCACACAUUGUCCUGCUGGUUCCUCACAUGGACUCUGACAUGUUACACACAUGUUACCAGGAGGCUGCAGGAGAAGAUCCAGAACAUGUCCAGAGACACUGACUCUGACAUUUGUUCUCACAUAGAGAACCUGCAGAACAUGUGAGGAACAUGUGAGGAACAUGUGAGGACUAUGACAGAAACAUGUGAGGAACGUGUGAGGAACAUGUCGGGAGAUCUGUAAUCAGUUUCUGAGUAUUAUUGUCUUUAUCAUUUUUCUGUCAACACUGGCGAUGUGGUCGUCGUGUUUUUACGUUACCAAUCAAACAGGUUCAAUUUUCACCUCACCAAAACUAGGCUAGCAGUUUCCACUUGUUUCCAGUCUUUAUGCUAAGCUAACCAUGUUAAUGCUCUGACAGUGGAGACGCAACGUUUACACCCGGUUUACACACAGCAAAAGAAAACUCACACUUCAUACUUGAUGCAAAUAUGUGCUGAUCUUAAAUCAUCUGGUGUGUGUUUGUGUAUGUGUGUGUUUGUGUGUGUGUGUGAGUGUGGUUGCAAUAGGGAGGGCCUCCUCCUCCCAGCAGCUCGUCGUGCUGAGAUUUCCCAUGAGCCUUUGAGGGCGGAGUGUUGGAUACUAACUUGGCUCAGAGAGCAGCUCACUUCUGGCUUCAAUUUAUUCCUGGAGACACACACACACACACACAUGUUUGUACUUCUAUCUUAGUGAGGACACUCGUUGACACAAUACAUUCCCCCGACUCGAACCGAAACCGGAUUCUAACCCGAAAAACAAGACUCAACCCUCAAAUAGGCCAAGUAGUGAGGACCAGACAAAAUGUCCUCACAAUGAUGGUACACACACACACACACACACAAACACACACUCCUCCAGCUCUUUAAUUUUGUCAUCCUCCUUUGUCUCCAGCUCUGUUUAGAAGAAACAUCUGGAUCAACUUCUGCUCUGUGUGUCUGUGUGUGUGUGUGUGUGUGUGUGUGUGUGUGUGUGUGUGUGUGUGUGUGUGUGUGCGUGUGUGUGUGUGUGUGUGAUGUACUCUACAGACAAAAGCACACACCAUAGACACACAGCAUAUAGUAGAUAAACACAAAUAUUAAAAUGCACGACAACAGAAAAACAAAGAGGAGUGUUGAGUUGUGUGUUUUCAGAGGCGUGCUUCAGAGGGACACGCCCAUUUCCUGUCGCUGAGCAGAGGAGUUCCAGCCCGAGAGUCUCACUCAUUAGUUCUCUGCUAAUAUUUGAAUGAAGAGUUGAACCCGAAUCUCUGUGGCCGUUUCCAUGAGAUGUUCAUGUGCAGGACUUUGUGUCUUCUGGAGAAACACGUCGGCCUCCUGACGGCGACAUGAAGACUCUUUAACUCAGACUCUUAGUUUCAGCUGAUUGAUAAACACUGAGGUUUAAACCUCCCUGAUCUAAAUGAUCUCUACUUUCAUCAGGAUUGUCUGAAUCGACUUGUAACUUUACUGAAGGAAAGUUCUGAGCGAUGGCUCCAGGAGGCGCUAUAGAGUCAAUCUGAGUACCUUGAGUAUUAUAGUUACACAAAGUGACAUCCGAUUCACAGCUGCUCUGUACACACGACUCCACAGUACAACACAACAAGUACAUGUCUGUUUCCAUGUGUUGUCACUUGAACCUCCUGCUGCUGUUUUGAUCUUGUCUCAUGUUGUCUCUCCUCAUCUUGUCCUUCUGCCUGAUUGUCUCCGUUCAUACCUCAGGUGUCCCCGCUGGCGUCCAGUCCUUCAGCCACCUGAGCUUCAACCUGUGUAAGUGGUGCGAGGCGUCCAGUCCGCUGUGCAAGGACAGCGUCUGCACCAGUAACUGCAGCCUCUCGUCCUUCUGCACCGCCAUCGAUGAAAUCUGCAUCGCUAUAUGGAGGAAGAGCAACGACACAAUGACCGUGAGCACCAUGUGUCACCAGCCUAGUCUGCCACUAGAGGGCGUGGACCCCGCCCUGCUGCUGAACUUCACCUCCAGAGAAUGUCACAUGGUCCCACAGCCGACUGAGGAUGGAGCCAUGAUGGUCUGUGGCUGCCAGGGGGAACACGAGUGUAACGACAAACUGAUCUUCAACAAGGGAGCCAAUGGUUUCUUUAAGCUGCAGAGUAAAGACGUGAUCCCGGUGGUGGUGGUGAGUCUGGUUCCUCCGGUCCUGGUGGCCAUCGUGGCGACUGCUGCCUUCUACUUCUACCGCACACACCGCCCGGACAAACCCGGCCCUCCUGCACGCCCCGACUGGAGCACCAAGCGCACCCCGGAGUUCUUUCGGGCCGAUGGUGCAGGAGGCCUGACGGGUCCCGGGUGUGAAGGGGAUCACUCCAACGCCAAAGUGGCAUCGUUUGACAGUGACAUCAUCAGCGCCCUCGCAGAUCGGCACGGCCGGCUGUCGGAGCCGCUGCCGAUCCAACUGGAGGUCCUGGUGGGGAAGGGCCGCUUCGCAGAGGUGUGGAGGGCCCGCCUGCUGCAGGGGGUGAGGGGGGGGGUCAACAGCUAUGAGACCGUGGCAGUGAAGGUGUUCCCAGCCAUAGAGUACGCCUCAUGGAGAAACGAGUGCUUCAUCUUCACAGACCCCAAACUGGAGCAUGGCAACGUGGUUCGAUUCCUGGCAGCUGAAGAGAGGGGUCCGCCCGGUCCCACGCUCAGGAAGUACUGGCUGGUUUUGGCCUAUCACAGCCUCGGGAACCUCCAGGACUUCAUCACAGAUAACAUCCUGAGCUGGGAGGAGCUUGUAGCCAUGGCCGUGAGCGUUGCUACAGGGUUAGCUCAUCUCCACAGUGACACCACACCCAGCGGGAUUCCAAAGGUGCCGGUCGCCCACCGGGACCUGAAGAGCAGCAACAUCGUGAUGAAGAGCAGGACGGAGUGCGCCCUGUGUGACUUCGGUCUGGCCUUACGAUUGGACCUCGCUCUCACUGUAGACGACUACGCCAACAGUGGACAGGUGGGGACAGCUCGUUACAUGGCUCCUGAGGUGCUGGAGUCCAGGGUGAACCUGGAGGACCUGGAGGCCUUCAAACAGAUGGAUGUUUACUCCAUGGCGCUGGUCCUCUGGGAGAUGGCCUCCCGCUGCCACGCCAUCGGAGAGGUGGAGAGCUACGAGCCGGCGUUUGGCUCCAGGGUUUGUGAGCAGCCGUGUGUGGACAGCAUGAGGGACCUGGUGCUGAGGGACCGAGGACGACCCGACAUCCCGGCGGCCUGGACGCAGCACCAGGGGAUGAACGUCUUCUGCUCCACCAUCACCGAGUGCUGGGAUCACGACCCGGAGGCCCGACUGACGGCCGACUGUGUGGUGGAGCGCUUCAACGCCCUGCAGGAGGACGAGGAACUGACACCAGAAGCAGACAGAGACAAGGACGGAGAAAGACAAAAGAACUCAGAGACGCCAGAAGACGAUCAGAUCCAGUCCUCGUCCACGUCCUCCCUGCAGGUCCCUCAGCCACAGAGCGACGCCACAGAGGCGUCUGUGCUGUGAGUGCUGAUGGAACCGGCCUCGUGUUGAAUCUGCUGGCAGAGACACUCACACUCUUCUGUUGUAUGAAAGUGUGUCGUUUUAUCGGAGCUGGUCUCCGUGUGUGUGACGGUAUAAUUCUGUGACUGUGAUCCUCAUCAUGACAGACGUGCCCCCCCCCGCCCUGUGGAGGACUCCUGGGUCGGGUGAACAACCGGCUCCACAGUCCAAUGCUUUGUUUCUGUGAUAUAAAAAUGGAAAAGCAAUGUCCUUCUGAUCUCAAGGCUCUUUACAUAAUUAGGUCAACAGCUUAAAUAUAAUAGAGAAACCAACAGUUCCCACAAUGAGCAGCUCUGACGACUGAGACACACAAAACUCUGUUGGAUGGAAAACACAGAUUCUUAAUGUUUGUUUGUAAUAAAUAUAAAUUUACAACGUUAAGUUACAUGUUCAGUCCAAAGGAUUCAGUGACAAGUCCACUUGUGUCGGUUCAAACAUGAUAUCGUCGGAGGUGAAGACUGCAGCUGCUUUCUCUUCUUCUUCUUCUUCUACUGUUUAAUUCUGUCUCUACUUCCUGUGAUUUGUCCAAAAGUCCAAACAAUCCAACAAAGUGUUUUCACAGCAAACCAACAGUUCAGAUUGUUUGAAUUAAAACAUCGGAAGAAAACAUGAAUAAAUACUUUAUAUUUCUUGUAA